AUUUUUCCUACAUUUUGAGGAAAUUGUUGGACUCUGACAGGAGAAGCAUUUAUUAGCGCCUGCAUUUCUUUAUUCCUCGUAUAUCUUGGCUGCCUUUACUGUCCAUUCCUCUGGCUGGUGCUGGUGGUGCUGGUGGUGAAGCCGGGGCAGGCAUGGCCCAGGAGGCAGGCAUGGGGGUGACCCUCCAGGACACCCUGGCAGUGCCCCCCAUGCCCAAGCACUCCGGCCUGAAUGAAGACCUGGUGAAAAUUCUGCGGGAAAACCUGCUGCAGCCGGAGAGGCCAAGAGGACAACGGCGAUCACCGUCUUCCAUCUCCCCCCGCCUCUCCCCCCGCAACUCGCCACGACUGCUUCGCCGCAUGCUGCUCAACAACAACACCCACAAACAGAGGCGCUUCACUGUCGCACACACAUGCUUCGAUGUGGACAAUGGCACAUCAUCAGGUCGCAGCCCCCUGGACCCCAUGGCCAGCCCGGGCUCAGGCCUCAUCCUGCAGGCCAAUUUUGUCCACAGCCAACGGAGAGAGUCGUUCCUCUACCGCUCUGACAGUGACUACGACCUCUCGCCCAAGUCUAUGUCCCGAAACUCCUCCAUUGCCAGUGACAUUCAUGGUGACGAUAUGAUUGUAACGCCAUUUGCACAGGUUCUGGCAAGCUUGAGAACAGUACGAAACAACUUUGGUGCAUUAACUAAUCUAUCACAAGACAGAGCGGCCAAUAAGAGAUCACCCAUGUGUAACCAACCCCCCAUCACCAAGACCACCUUCACGGAGGAGGCCUACCAGAAACUGGCCACUGAGACCCUGGAGGAGCUGGACUGGUGUCUGGACCAGCUGGAGACACUGCAGACAAGACACUCCGUCAGCGAGAUGGCCUCCAACAAGGUGCUGGAGAUGAACUCAGACACCUGGUUCCCAGAGCGGCUCAUCUCUGACAGCCCAAAUGGGGAUUCCCUGAAGGAAAGGCAGUAUUCGGAGUUGGCGCUGAUGUACAAUGACUCAUCGGUGUUGGAAAACCACCAUCUAGCAGUCGGUUUCAAACUUCUACAAGAGGAGAACUGUGACAUCUUCCAAAACUUGACCAAAAAACAAAGACAAUCUCUGCGAAAGAUGGUCAUUGACAUUGUGCUAGCUACAGACAUGUCAAAGCACAUGAAUCUACUGGCUGAUCUGAAAACUAUGGUUGAAACCAAGAAGGUGACCAGCUCUGGUGUCCUGCUGCUGGACAACUACUCAGACAGGAUACAGGUUCUGCAGAACAUGGUGCACUGUGCAGAUCUGAGUAACCCCACUAAGCCUCUCCAGCUGUACCGGCAGUGUACGGACCGCAUCAUGGAGGAGUUCUUCACCCAGGGAGACCGAGAGAGGGAGAGGGGCAUGGAGAUCAGCCCCAUGUGUGACAAACACAAUGCCUCAGUAGAAAAGAGCCAGGUGGGUUUUAUAGACUAUAUCGUCCACCCUCUGUGGGAGACGUGGGCGGACCUGGUGCACCCAGACGCCCAGGACAUCCUGGACACGCUGGAGGACAACAGGGAGUGGUAUUCAAGCACCAUCCCCGCAAGCCCCUCCCCCACCCUGGACGAUCCCGAGGAUGGAACGAGACCUCCAGGAGGGGACAAGUUCCAGUUUGAGCUCACGCUGGAGGAGGACGGGGAGUCGGACACUGAGAAAGACAGCGGCAGCCAGCCGGAGGAGGAGGAAGAGGAAGAGGAACUAGAAGAUGAGGAUGAUGAUGAGGAGGAGGAUGAAGAUGAGGAAAACAGCUGCACUGACUCUAAAACACUCUGUACGCAGGACUCUGAAUCUACAGAGGUUCCUUUGGACGAACCGUUGGGGGACGACGAAGAGGAGGAGGUAGCGGAAGAGGGGGAGACACCCUGCACACAAACCUGUGUGGUGGAGGAGGAGGUAGCAGAGGAGGGGGAGAAAGAGGAGCCCCCCCACACAUAGCAGUGUCUGGACAGCAGCUGAUUAACUGUUCUUCUUAGUAAUGACAGAUGAUUAUUUAUAGAAUAUUUUUUGGGUUUCGUGGAGUUUGUCUGUGUUUUUUAUACAUCUUUGUUUCUGGUUCCAAAGCGUGCGCUGCUCUUCACCUUGGCCACUCCUCCUGUCCGCUUCGUUCAGACACCGGUACUUCUUCAAGUUAUUUUGCACUCAGGAAAACUCCUCUCCAUUCCUCUUUGUACUAAAGUGGUGUGUCCUUAUUUCUCUUUUAGGCCUCCCCUUUACAGGCUUAAGUUUAGAACAUGGACUAACAGCUCUCAGUCUGCUCAGAGCUGUUCACACGAUACAUAAUAUCACAUUUUCCUUCCCUCCGCUUCGGCUCAGCAUUGCCUGAAAGUUUAGCAGUAUUUCUGUGUUUUAUCAAGUGCCCAUACUUGUGGCUAUCAGUGUGUUCAAGGAGAAUCUCCCCCUCGGUUAGGUCACUCCCUCCCUCUGAGAAUUAGGAGGCAUUAUAUGCUGCCGUUCUGCUGAAAACCCGACGGGACAGAGAUGAAAGCUGCAGGACACGGGGAGCUUUUCGAGACACACGUUUCUGAUGUGGAAGUCUUCCUUGAAAACCUGACUGAUACAAAGCUCAAAUCUGAACAGCUGAGAUGCUGUCCUAGACCUCUUUAAUGUUUGUAUCGUACUGUGUGUAAGAGUCAGAUAUUUUCUAGAAUUUACUUUUGCAAUCCUAGGCUUUGUUUUGUUAGCAGAGAGGAUUAGAGAACCAAUGGGAAGACAUGUGUCACAGAUAUUCAGUGUUUUGAAGGUGUAUCUUCACCGCUGGAUUACAUUAGGAGUGUUUGCACUUGCUCCAAUAGCAUUUAAACUACUAUUACCAUGCCACUAUACCCAUAUUCGGUUAGUCCUGUGAGUGAAAUUUUGAAAUUAUUCAUUACAACUAUUCGUUUGGUGAGAGUUUUCACUGAGAAGGAGGCGGGACGUUACUGUAUGCUUUACUUUCAUUGAAAUUUGGAUGAAGCCUUUAUAUUUUAUUAUCGUUGCCUGCAGUUCUUUUGAACACAUCCUGAGACAAUGCAAUGCUUUGUAGUUGAUACAAAAAGCACCUUUUUUUAGAAGCUUGAUUAGUGCUUGGAGUAUACAGAAAUACUGUAGUAAUGGUGAGUGAAAACUACUGGGGUGAUUUUAUACCAAUGUUAUGAAAGCUUUUACUGUCCUUUCUUUUCUUUUGCUCAUUAACAGUGAUGUACUUAUCACCAUCAGCUGCUUGUUUUCAGCUUCACUUCAUUUUCUAUUCGGCGGCAUGAAUUUAUUUUCAUUUUGCCAACACAAUUAACCCAGUUGCUGUCUUUGUUUUCGAAAAGACAAUCAGCUCCGUUGCAUAGUCUUCAGAUAAGACUAUCCUCUACGUAGAUACUCUUGAUGCACUGAUAUAUUAAUAUAUCACCACUUUAAUAUUUGUAAUGUGUCAACUCGCCAAACCCCUCACUCAUGAAUAUUUAGGCUAGACCAGUGCUGUCUUACACCUCGUCCAAGACUUGCUUCUUUUUUUCAUGUUUUUUUUAUUUUCACCUGAUGCUAUUAUUUAUUGGUAUAUUUUUUAUUUUUUUAGUAUUUUUUGCAAUAUAAAGGUGGUACAGUAAAUGUUUGACUGUAGCAUAGACCACAGUGCAGGCUUGGCUGUUACAAUACUCAAAUAUCCCUUUUAUUUCUCUGUGUACAUAAAAUAUAGAAAACCCACAAAUGUAAAAAAAACAACUAAAAAACACUUGAAAUACUGCACACUGCUUUUUUUAACAAGUGUUCGUCCUUUCAAAAGCUAAUUUUAUCUUUCAUUUUGUGCCAAGUUUUUUUUCCCUCUUUUUUCAUCCUCACCCAAUGCCCUUACCUGUAAUACAAUGUUCUGGUUUUAUCGCUGUUUACAAACAUAUAUUUAUUGUGCUGUAUAUAAUAUAUAAUUAUUAAUGUUAUUACUAUCAUAAUGCCGUUUGUUGUAAAUGGUCGAUUCUUAUCAUCCCUUUUGGUGAUGGUGUGGCUGUAUUACGUACCUCUUGUUGAGAGAAUGUUUAUAACAGAUGAGCUUUGGUGUAAAAAAAGAUCCAUGGACAUGUUGCUUACCUGAGAAGUAGCUCAGUGAAGAGAGGGGGAAAGCCAAAUUGUUUUUUCAAAGAAACUGUUCCUUGGCCCAUGGGCUGUGCCUUAAAUUCAAAGCAUGUCAUUUACUUUAGCCUUUUUUUCUAUUUGAUUUCCUAGUUCUCUUUUGCUGCAUUAGUGGAUCUUUUGGCUUGGGUUGGCCUGACCUCCUGCUGUGAGUUUGAAAAUGUUGCUUUUUUUUCUCACAGCCAAACACAUAUUUAUCUAUCAAAAAUGUGUUCCUGGGUAAAAUUGUGCAGGAUUCAGGUCAAUCACAAGCCAUAGAUGUACUCCCUGAGUGAUGUGUGGCCUAAAGCCGGAUGUCCAAGAGUCGUAUUUGCUGUAGACCUGGUGUGAACAACUGGCACUUCCUUACGCCCUGACACUGCACUCACUGUGACACACCCGCUGGGAUGUAAACGAUACGGGAGUGACUUUGUCCGUGCAGAGGUACUGCAGUGUCGUCUCCAUGCGUGUGGGAGUGUCACAGCUACAAACACUGAACGGGGUGAAACAGGUGUGUGUCCCGCUGCUCAACCACAGCCUACAAAGCACAGAGUCUUUGAGACACAUCUGCAUGUUCAGCCACUGCUGCAUUAAUUAUGGCUGAAACACUGACGGUGUGUUGCUUAUCUAUGCUCGGCCCACACUUUCACUCACAUGACUUGCAAUAUCCAAAACCACUGACAUCUUUCUGCCUGGACGGGAGAAGGGUUUAGUAUAUUUCUGUAGUGAGGGGUGGGCUUGGGGGGGUGGGCUGGGGUAGGGGUUUUGAGUGCAUCUUUGUCCAAAAACAGGGACUCUUAUUUUGACACACAUACUGUAGAUUCUAAACAGCCCUGGACCAAUGGAAACAGUGGGUUCUUUUAUCAUUAUGUGUUCUAUUUUUUAUGGUAUGAAAGGAAAACACAAACUGUAACUUAAAAAAAGGUCUUCAGGACAAUUAUUUUUUUGGGUUAUGUCUUUUUGUCUGGAAGUUUCACAGGACAAUUAAAAUGUUAUUUUAAUGGAUUCCUUGUUAAUUGCAGUCUAUUGGAUAGCACUGUAGAUCAUACAACUUUAUGUAAAAAACAAAUGAAAAUAAUGAAAAAAAAGUUUUUAUAUGCAAUGGAUUAAAUAAAAGCAUGGGUUGAUUCUGCCUACUCA
This is a messenger RNA of Notothenia coriiceps (black rockcod), 5225 nucleotides long. Its product is annotated as cAMP-specific 3',5'-cyclic phosphodiesterase 4D. Lineage: Eukaryota; Metazoa; Chordata; Actinopteri; Perciformes; Nototheniidae. The transcript has 12 exons. The record is from RefSeq and is a predicted model, not a curated record. Gene Ontology annotation, biological process: signal transduction. The coding region runs from base 153 to 1949 and encodes 598 amino acids. Gene Ontology annotation, molecular function: 3',5'-cyclic-nucleotide phosphodiesterase activity.